Messenger RNA from Cyclopterus lumpus (lumpfish), 7329 nucleotides. It is a transcript of the gene rreb1a, whose product is annotated as ras responsive element binding protein 1a. The record is from RefSeq and is a predicted model, not a curated record. Gene Ontology annotation, cellular component: nucleus. Gene Ontology annotation, molecular function: RNA polymerase II cis-regulatory region sequence-specific DNA binding; DNA-binding transcription activator activity, RNA polymerase II-specific. NCBI's taxonomy places the organism in Eukaryota, Metazoa, Chordata, Actinopteri, Perciformes, Cyclopteridae. Bases 1084 to 6756 code for a protein of 1890 amino acids. The transcript has 20 exons. Gene Ontology annotation, biological process: regulation of transcription by RNA polymerase II.
CGAUAGCUGCGCCGAGCCGCCUCUCCCAGUGUGGCGGAUGGUUCCUUAUCUCUCGCCACCUUCGGCUGAAGCGACGAGUCCUUCCGACGUGUUUCAGAGCGUUUCAGAGGAGCGACGCAGCCGAGAGGAGCGAGAGAGACUUCACUCACAACUUCUCUCCACUCCACUCCGCGCUGCGAGCUCCGGGACAACUCUUUGAACCGUGCUCGUGCUUUUAAAGAGACGUGCGUGGCGACGGACGCAGUGCAGAGCGGCAUAAAGAGGCUCUUUCAUGUCGAACACACACAUGUACAUGAACGGGGAGGCGCACACGGGACUAUCUCCUGUCCGGAGGAAGUAAUCCGGUAUCUGCGCGUAAAAGGGAGAGAUGCUUGGUGGCCACGUCCCCUUGGAGACUGGAGAGGCAACACGUGAUGAGCUUUACUUAUCAGGUUUAGAGGCAGAGAGACACCGAGAGAGAGAGAGAGAGAGAGGGGGAGAGAGAGAGGACACACUUCAGGGAGUCCGAGGAGGAAUUAAACAAACCAACUAACUCGAAACUGUUUUCCUCUCGACGAACUCCUUUUUCCUCGAGGCUUCUUCUGCUGCUUCUUCUUUUUUUUCUUCUUUUUUGUUGUUUCUCCUCCGGGAGAGGAGAGAGGAAGAGAGGAGGAGGAAGAGAGGAGGGAGGGGAGGAGAGGAGGAGGAGGAGGAGAAGCCGGAGUAAAGUUUGUCCAAGUUUGCACAUCCCUUCGGAAACGCCAUUUUGAUUCCUCUGCGGAGCAAGUUUGCAGCCUCUCUCUCUGUCUCCCUUCUUUUUUUUUUUUUUUCUUCAUCACCCCCCCCCCCACCCUUCCUUUUUAUCAUCCACCAUCACCACCGUUCAUCAUCAUCAUCCUCAUCGCCCCCCCACCGCCGCCGCCGCCACCAUCAUCCUCCUCGCCACGAUGUCUCGGCGCAAGCAGCCCAACCCCAACAAAGUGAAGCUGUGAGCAGUGGUCGCAGACACACACACAACAACAAACCCCGCCCCCUUCCUCCCGCAUCGCCCCCCCGAGCGACACUGAGCGUUGCUUUGCGAGAGAAAAAAAAAGGACGGCGGUCAUGGAGAACUGCGCAGAGGAGCCGCGAGGGUUGAUGAACGAGCAGGCAUCGCCGCUAUUGGACGACAAAACGCACCAUAUCCUCAAAGCGAUCAGCGCUGUGACGGAGGAGGCGGCGAGCGGAGGAGAGAAGCUACAGAACGGAGACCGAGGAGGAAUCAUGGGAGCCGAUGGAGGGGGAGACCUGUCCUCCAUCAACGCCAUGAUGUCAGCGGUGAUGUCGGCAACGGGGACCAUCAAUGGCGGAGGAGACGGAGAAGGAGAGAGUGGAGUCACCUCAGCCAACUCGUCCACCGGGCCGUCGCCGAGCUCGUCCCCCACAAAGUCACUCACAGCGGCCAUGAGAGCCCCGCCCAGCCGCAACGCACGGCGUAUACAGGACACCAAAGACGAGAGCUCUGCUUUUAUCUGUCCGCUGUGUGACAAGGACUGUCAAACACAACACUCGCUCACCAUGCACAUCAGACAGCACAAUGCUGACGCUGGAGCGACGGACCACUCCUGCAGCAUCUGUGGGAAGUGUCUGAGCUCGGCCUCGUCGUUGGACAGACACAUGCUGGUCCACAGCGGGGAGAGACCCUACAAGUGUAACGUCUGUGGACAGACCUUCACCACCAACGGCAACAUGCACCGACACAUGAAGAUCCAUGAGAAGGACCCGGCCAGCGGGCUGCUCCCCGUCAGCCCCCCCUCCCCCAACAAGCGCCGCCGUCCGUCCGUCAAGAGGAGGCAGAGUCCGGAGGAGGAGACGGGGGAGGAGCCUCCCAGCAAGAAGGUGGUGGAGGAGGCGACGGCGGAGGAGUCGGCGGCGGCGGUUCGAGGAGGUGAAGCGGAGCUGCUGCCGUGUCCAAUCUGCUUCAAGACCUGCAGCUCCAGACUGGAGCUGGACACACACAUGGACACACACCCCGACACCGCACUGAGGUGCGACCUCUGCUGCCUGUCCUUCCGAACUCACCGAGGCCUGUUGCGUCACAACGCCGCGGUCCACAAGCUCCUCCCCCAGGACCCCAGUGGGCGGCCCUUCAUCCAGAGCAACCCCUCCAUCCCCACCGGCUUCAACGACCUCGCCUUCAUCGACUUCUCCUGCAAGAAGUUCGCCCACAUCGCCCAGGUCUGGUGUGAGACGAAUCUCCGGCGCUGCGUCAGUAAGUUCCACCGGUUCGUCUGCGAUAGCUGCGACCGGGCGUUCCCUCUGCGCUCGGCCCUGGAGCUCCACAAGACCACCUCCCACCCCACACCGGGGAUGAUGGAGGAGAUGGAGGACAUGGAGGACAUGGAGGACAUGGAGAUGGAGGAGGAGGAGGAGGAGGAGGAGGAGGAGGAAGAAGAGCAGCAGCAGGAGGAGGAGGAAGAGGAGGAUGGAGGAGACAAUCCGAAUGUUGAGAAAGAAGUCGGGUCUUCGGAGCAGGACGGCUUCCUGGAAGCUCUUGGUCUCCGGCACAUUUCUAAGGUGAAGUCCGGACCCACGGACGAUGAGAUCCACCAGGCCCACCUGGACAGCAUCAAGGUGAUCCACGUGGAGCCUCCGUCCUCCAGCCUCCCCCAGGAGCCGGCCUCGGCCUAUCUGUCCGGGGGUCGGGGGCUGACCCUGGGUCUGGGACUGGGCGGCCUGGCGGCCUCGGGCUCCGCCUCCGCCCUGCAGGGCCUCUCCCAGAGGGACGCCAUGAGCCUGCUCUCCCUGCAGCCCUUCCAGGCCGGCUUCCUGCUGCACUCCGGAGGCGGCGCCGCCACCGCCAGCGCCGCCUCCUCGGGGGUCAAACCCGGGGAGGCGGGAGGAGCCGGGGUCACGGAGCUGGCCGACAUCCAGCAGAUGCUCAAGGUGGCGAGCGCGGCGCCCAAUCAGAUGGGGCUGAGCCUCCUCCCGCCGCUGGCCAAGGCUCCGGGGUUCGCCGGAGGUCAAGGUCAAGUCCAGGGCCAGAAGGCGAUGCCUCCGCUGAAGCCCAAACCGCCCACGACCCCUCGCUCCAGCCUCACGGCGACGACUCCGCCCCCCCUCCAGAGUUCCCAGCAGGCCUCGCUGGGCUGCAUCAGCCCCAGCCUGCCGCCUCCCACCCCGACGCUCUUCAAAACGCCCUCCUCGUCCUCCUCUUCGUCCUCCUCCUCCUCCUCGGUCGGGAACGGAGGGCAGCUGGACGGCGAGUGCACGGGCGACGCUCACACGCCUCAGUCCGAUUCGCCGCCGGCCGCGACCACGGCGGCACACGAGGAGCUCAGCGGCGGGAGGAAGCCGGGAAGCAAAGGCGGGAGCAACGCCAACGCCGGCUCGGCCAAAGGCACGUUCCCCUGCCGGUUCUGCGACCAGGUGUUCGCGUUCUCCGGCGUCCUGCAGGCCCACAUGCGCUUCCACCUCGGCAUCCUCCCGCACCAGUGCAACAUCUGCGACUACGUGGCGCCGGACAAAGCCACGCUGAUCCGACACCUGCGGACGCACAGCGGCGAGCGGCCCUACGUGUGCCGCGUCUGCCAUUACCCGUUCACCGUCAAGGCCAACUGCGAGCGCCACCUCAGGAAGAAGCACGCCAAGAACUCGAGGAAGGAGAUCGAGAGGAACAUCAAGUACGUCACCUCCACGGCCACGGCUAACCUCGCCACGGCGAUCACCGCCACCACCACCCAGGACACGGAGACCGCCGGAGCCGAGACCACGUGCCGGUUCUGCGGCGAGGACCUAAAGACCUACCGGGCGCUGCAGAUCCACCUGCGCACGCACAACGGCUGCCAGAGGAAGCCGUUCGAGUGCCGGCGCUGCGGCGCCGCUUUCCUGGCGAAACGCAACUGCAUCCACCACCUGCUCAAGCAGCACCCCGAGGUGCAGGAGAGGGAGAUCGAAGAGCACAUCGCCACGCUCCUCCCCGCCGGCACGCCCUCCGCCGGCCGAGCGGCUCCGGCGAGUCAGGCGACCGCCAACGGGCUCGGCCAGCUCCGCUCCGUGAAGGUGGAGGAGCUGGCCAACGCGGUUUACGCCGCGGAGCUGGACCAGCCGCUGGACUUCUCCGCCAAGGGUCGCGGCAGCACCGGCACCGGCGGCGGCAGCACCGGCGGCGGCGGCGGCGGCAGCACCGGCGACAGCCAGGCCGGCUCUCCUGGGGUCAAGCUGGAGAGCGUCUCGCCGAGCUUCGACUGCUCCGCCCUGGACCAGCCCAUCGACCUGUCCGUCCCCAGCAAGAGGCAGAAGAGGGAGAUCAAGGUGGAGCCGGGCGGCGUCGCGGAGCCGCCGACCAAGGAGGAGAAGGCGGCGAGCGCCCUGCCCCCCCUGCACCCCCACCCCCAGCUCGGCUGCUACCAGCUCCCCCCGGGGUCCACCCCUCCGCCGGCCUCCCUCCCCAACGCCAUGCGAGCCCAGCGCCUCAAGCCGCUGCUCCCCAAACCGCCCUCCUCCGCCCUCAAGGAGCUCCCCCCUCUGGCCUCCAUCGCUCAGAUCAUCCACUCCGUCUCCGGAGCGCCGGACCUGCUGAAGAGAGAGGUCGCCCCCCUGCCGGAGGUCAGACCCCCGCCGGAGGUCAGACCCCCCCCGGAGGUCAAACCCACGCCGCCCAUCGCUUCCUCCACGGCCAACGCCCCUGGACCCUCGGUCGCUCUGGAGCCGCCGGGCGAGGAACCGUCUGAGGGAUCCUCCAGGAAGCGGUCCAGGAAGAAGCACGCGAAGGAGAAAGCCGUGGCGAGCGGCGGCGGCGUGGACCUGGAGUCCAGCGGCGAGUUCUCCAGCGUGGAGAAGAUGCUCGCCACCACCGACGCCAACAGGUUCAGCACCUACCUGCAGACCGGAGACCUGGGGGGGAAGAGAGACGCAGAGCGAGCGGGAGGCGGCGAGGAGAAGGAGGGCGGAGCCAGGGAGGAGGCGAGGGUGGGGCCGCAGUCCAAAGGGAAGAAGAACGCCUACUCCAACUCGGUCCAGAAGAUGACCUGCCCCUUCUGCCCCAGAGUGUUCCCCUGGGCCAGCUCCCUGCAGAGACACAUGCUGACACACACAGGCCAGAAGCCGUUCCCGUGUCCAAAGUGCGACGCCUUCUUCUCCACCAAAUCCAACUGUGAGCGCCACCUGCUGCGGAAACACGGCGUGACGCACCGAACGCUGCGGCGCAAUGGGGCCCUCGGCAAGAAGGACGGAGACGAGGGCUCGCACGACAGCGCAGAGAGUCAGUCAGAAACGGAGCAGAUGGCACCAGAAGCUCAAGACCUCGGCAGCGCCAACACCUCCAUCGAUUCAGGCUCCGCCCCCACGUCAGAUAGCCCCGCCCCCUCGGACCAACAGGAGGCGGACUCCACACAGUCGAGCCCCACCCACAAACACAGCCGCGGUUGCAGUCCGGGGGCGGACCAGCAGGAUUCAGACGCCACGGAGCAGUCGGACCAGCAGGGGGCGCCAGAGCCCCGAGCAGCACCAGGGAGACGGCCCCCACCGAGCAGCAAGAUGGACAGCGGAGACGAUGACGACUGUCACAGCAACACGAGUCUGGACCUGAACUUUGGUAAAAAGCUCAUCGGCUUCAAGCUCUCGGCGUCCUCGGGCUCCGCUCAGGAAGAACAGCCUUCCCAGCCUGCGUCCUGCUCCUCCUCCUGCUCCUCCUCCUGCUCCUCUACCCCCUCGGUUCCUCAAGGAGAACCGGAGAGCCAGGAGAAGGAGCGAGGAGCCUCCUCCUCCUCGUGCGGCAGCCCGGCGGCGUCGCGGCAGCCGGAGUACAAACACGUGUGUCGAGUGUGCAAGAAGAGCUUCCGCUACGCCGCCACGCUCGCUCGCCACGAGAGGGCGCACCUCUCCGAGGACCCGCCUACGAAGGAGGAGGAAGAGGAGGAGAGCAAUGGGGCCAAACCAACAAAGGGGGAGGAGGAGGAGGAGGAGGAGGAGGAAGAGGAGGAGGUGGAAGAAGCGGUAGGGGUGAGGGAAGGGGAGAGCGAAGGAGGGGAGAGCGGGGAGUCGGAGGAAGAGGAGGAGGAAGAGAAGGAGAAGGAGGAGAGGAGCGACGAGGAGGCGUCGGAACCAAAGAGUUUAGAGGCGUCGGGGGGGCGACUGGACAAGAGGAAGAAGAUCUGCAACGUCUGCGGAAAGAGAUUCUGGUCUCUGCAGGACCUGACCCGACACAUGAGGUCCCACACAGGUGAGCGGCCCUACAAGUGUCAGACCUGCGAGCGCACCUUCACCCUGAAGCACAGCCUCGUCCGCCACCAACGGAUCCACCUGAAGCCCCGCGGGGCCGACGCGGCCGCCAACGACGAGGCCAGCGAGGACGGGGACUCCUGCGCGCCGACGCCGCCCUCCACCUGCCCGCCGUCGGAAAACGAGAGCGAGUGCGGCGCCGAGGAGGAGGAGGAGGAGGGCGAGGAGGAGGAGGUGAAAGUGAAAGAGGAGGGCGAGGAGGCAGCGGACACGUUGGAGGAAGAAAAGAACCCAGAAAAACCAACCGAAGCUCCAACAGUCCCGUCUGAAGACUCGACUCCCGGCCAACAAGCUACUGACACAAAGACGACUACUGGCGCCGACGACCUGAAGACGGCGCCCGGAUUAAACGCCUCCAAAGACCCCUCCCCCUUUCCCUGCCCCUCCCCCUCCAGCUCUCCCCCAGAGGAGUCGCCCCCGGCUGCCCCAGCAGAGGGCUUCAUCCAGGGUCUGCUGGAGAUCCCUGUGGAGCACAUGUUGCCCAAUGGGGAGCCUCCCCUGGGGGGGGUAGACUGACCCCCCCCUCCGCCCCCCUCCCCCCACCACAGUGCCAUACGACCAUUGUUGAUGAUGCAAAAAAUAUAAAUCAGCCCGGAAAAACUAUUUUUUGAUAGAAAGGAAAACCGUGUUUUCUUGAAGUGCCUUACUACUAGUCCGACUUCUUUGCUGAAUCUUUAUCCGCUUUAUUACGGAGGAUGGAUCUAAUUUUUAUAGCUUUUUAUGAUGACAAUGAUUUGCAUUAUUAUUAUUAUUAUUAUUUUUCUUCUUUUUUUUUUUGUGCGGGGAAUCUAUAUUUCAGCAAUAAUAAAAAUAAAAAGAAUAAAGUUAUGAUUUAUUAUUGUUCCUAGAUUCUAUUUGAGAAUUGCUGAUCAACUUCGGAGGCGCAGAGGGACGAAGACCCCGUCCUAAGGGGGGCGGGCGGGGGAGGGGGGGUCCUAAAGAACCCACCGGACCUUUUUGAUAUUUGUGCAUGAAUUCAAACUGGUGGAAACCCAGUUUCACCAGCAGCGUGAUGACUUCCACCCGGUGGCCGUUUCCAAGGAAGCUUUUUGUAACUGGAAAUACCCCCAACCCCCCCCACCCCCCCCC